Penicillium antarcticum is the source of this 702-nucleotide messenger RNA. Its product is annotated as Smr domain-containing protein. Lineage: Eukaryota; Fungi; Ascomycota; Eurotiomycetes; Eurotiales; Aspergillaceae. The coding region runs from base 1 to 702 and encodes 233 amino acids. The transcript has 4 exons. The record is from RefSeq and is a predicted model, not a curated record.
AUGUCUUACGAAAUGUCCCACAUGGGCCCGAGGGCCUUCAACCACGACAACAGCAGCGACGCCGAAGCCGAGUACGAUCGACUCCGCGAUCUGGCGCGUCAGGAAGCCUCCAAGCGCGGACAAUGUUUCUCACGGUCCAAGGAAGCAUACUCGAGCGGUGAUGGCGCUGGCGCGAAGCAGCUCUCUGAGGAGGGAAAGGCGCACGGUCGCAAGAUGGAAGAGUACAACAAGCAGGCGUCUGAGUUUAUCUUCCGUGAGAACAACGCCAGUGGGCGCGUUGCCGAUGACACGAUCGAUCUGCACGGUCAGUUUGCUGAGGAGGCUGAGGAGAUUUUAGAGGAGCGCAUUAAAUAUGCCAAGUCGCAUGGGCAGAGUCAUCUUCACGUUAUCGUCGGCAAGGGUAACCACUCCGCCCAUCACGUGCAAAAGAUCAAACCGCGCGUCGAGCAGGUCUGCCGUGAACUCGGAUUGCAAUAUGCCACGGAGGAAAAUGCUGGUCGCAUUUAUGUCAACUUGACUGGUGGAGAGGCUGUUAUGCCGCCUUAUGGUGGUGACCAUCAGGGCUCGCACCAGUACCCUGGUCAGCAGGGUCACCACCAGAACCAGAACCAGAACCAGCCUGAUGAGCUUGAAAAGUUGGCUAAUGCUAUUGUGCCCAAGGUUCUGCGCAAGCUGGAGAAGGCUUGCUGUGUUGUUAUGUGA